Messenger RNA from Neoarius graeffei (lesser salmon catfish), 10741 nucleotides. RefSeq names its product leucine zipper, putative tumor suppressor 2b (gene lzts2b). NCBI's taxonomy places the organism in Eukaryota, Metazoa, Chordata, Actinopteri, Siluriformes, Ariidae. The record is from RefSeq and is a predicted model, not a curated record. Gene Ontology annotation, biological process: negative regulation of canonical Wnt signaling pathway; cell division. The transcript is spliced from 5 exons. Bases 324 to 2282 code for a protein of 652 amino acids.
AGGAAGGAUGAGGCCUCCAUGCACAGCUGGGCUGCGCUAUAUAGAACACGUGCGGUGGAGAAAUAGCAUUUCCUAAGGGAGGAGAGAGGAUGGAGAGAGCAGUGAGAGAGAAAGAGAGCAACGAGAAGGAGGAAGGGCGAGAGGAAAGUGUGUGAAGCUGGCCCAGGCAGUCAAAGAUGGAAGUGUGGAGGAUUAGACGAAAGAGCUGAAAGAGCUAAGGAGACUUUUUUUAAUUUUUUUUUUAAUUUUUUACCUUCAGUUAGCAACGGAAGCAGCUAUGCAGGAGUCAACCUGGGAUCGUGUGGGUGCAGUAAGCCACAGGUAUGGCAUUGGUCCAGUCCCUUCCGGUGACUACUGACCACCAACGUCCAGGUCUGGAGAGCCGUAGGCAACGUUCUUCUCCUGUUUCACCACCCUCUCUAGGGGGGAUGGGCUCUGUAAGCAGUAUGAUCCCCAGUCAUGCCGCAUACCAUGGCCGGAACAACCUAGAGGUCACGGCUCAGCUCCGCCGGGGUACGCCAGGCUCAGGACGACUCCUGUCUGAUUCCUCUCAAGAAGGAAUUUUUGUAACUCGCACACCGUCAAGCAAGAGGAAAGCCAUUGCAGCUCGAGGGAAAGGAAUUGGCGGGCGAUCAUAUUCACAUGAAGAUUUGAUCACUGACUGGAACGAUAACUGGUUGAAUUCAGGCCAGAGUCAAGGAGAGAUGGGUGUGGAUGGGCCUCCUAAACUGGUCCCUGUUUCUGGGCAGUUAGAGAGGAACGUACAGCAGGCCAUCAUCCGUCCAACAGCUUUCAAGCCUGUGGUGCCAAAGAGCAGAAAUGCUAUGCAGUAUCUCUCGCCACGGCUAGGGGGAGGCUUAUCAGGGAGCCAGGGCAACCUCAGUGCACUCUCUCCAGAACAAGACAUCGUCAGCCCAGUAACCACAGAACGGCGCAGCUCCUACAGUGGAGCUCGGAAUGGCUUGUUCAGCCAGUCGUUCACUAUGACGGACUCAGGACGGAACUCAUUAACCAACCUGAAUGCAUACAAUGGCCCUGUUUAUGGUUUAAACCAAACAGAAGCUAGCAAGCCUGUGCUUAGCCACGGACACUCCAAUUCAGACAGUGGACGUUCAUCUUCAAGCAAAAGCACAGGGUCUCUUGGAAGUCGGAGUCAACCGGGUAUAUCGGACAUGGGAUCAGGUGGACCCUCUCCUCCACCAAUAGAGGCUUAUGAGGCCAUUGUGAGAGACUUGGAAGAAAAAUUGAGAGAGAGAGAGCAGGAGCUGCAGCACCUGAGAGAAAACCUGGAUGAGAAUGAGGUGGCUAUUUGUCAGGUGUAUGAAGAGAAACAGAAACGCAGUGAGCUAGAGAUGGAAGAAUUACGACAGAGCUGUGCCACUAAAAUGCAGAAAGCUUCCCAGAAGGCCCAGCGGGCGCAGCAGCUCCUUCAGUUCCAGAUCUUCCAGCUUCAGCAGGAGAAAAAGAAGCUGCAUGAUGAUUUUACGCAAGUCCUGCAGGAACGUGAGCGGCUUGAGGAACGCUGUGCCUCCUUUGAGCGGGAACACACACAACUGGGCCCAAGACUGGAGGAGACCAAAUGGGAGGUGUGUCAGAAGACAGGCGAGAUCUCUUUGCUAAAACAGCAGUUGAAGGACUUGCAAGCAGACCUGUCUCAGCGAGUGGGAGAGGUGGUGACACUACGAGGGCAGCUGCGGGAAGCACGGACUGAGCUUCAGAAUAGCCAAAGCCAACUGCAGGAGGCACACACCCACACGCGCACUCGUGCCCUCGAGCUGGAGGUGUGCGAGAACGAGCUGCAACGGCGCAAGAGCGAGAACGAGCUGCUGCGAGAGAAAAUGAACCGUUUGGAGGAGGAGUCAAUGAGGCUCCGCCAGGCUUUGAACGAAUACGCUGAGGCUUCACCUCUCAGAGGAGCAGGGGGUGGUGCAAGUAUUGAGGAGCAAAGGCUGGCAAGUGAUAGCGAGGAGGUCAAAGGUCAACGUGAGAAUGCCAGGCAGCAGGUGGAAAGACUGAAAGGUGAGCUGGCUCGCCAGAAGCAGUUGGUCGAUGAUCAAGCGGCGGCAUUUGAGAAUGAGCGCCAUUGCUGGGAAGAGGAGAAGGACAAAGUGAUUCGUUAUCAGAAGCAGCUGCAGCAGAAUUAUGUUCAGAUGUACCGGCGCAACCGGGAGCUCGAGGCGGCCCUACGUGAGCUUAGCCUGGAGUUAGAGAAACGAGAGCAGGACGAUGAGAGCAGCGGUAAUGAGGUCACCUUUGACGAUGUUGCUGCAACCGAGAUAUAACACUCUCCGGGCAAAAUUCUACUGGAGUUGUUCGUUCACAGUUGCAUAUUUAAUCGAUGCCCUGUUGACCCGGGCCAUCACUUUUGAUUUCAUAGCAGUAUCCAAAUACAGCUUUUUUGCUCACUGGUUGAAAUAUGCAUACAUGGGAUUCACUGACACUAAAACGUGGAUCUGUCAAUAAACUCAAAAGAAAAGUUGGAAAAAGAUCCGCAAUUGUGUUGGUUUUUUUUUUUCUUACCUGUAUUCUGAGAAAUCCCAUCUUCUGCACCAGGAUUGGCUAGUAGUUGUGUGCAGGGACUUCGCUGACUGGGCAGUUGAAAUGCCAGAUUGUGGAAAAUGCAGAAAUAUCCAAGAUAAGAGAUUUCUCAGAAUAUUGGUGGGGAAGUGGUACACCAUUGUUUCUCAAGAUCUAUUUUUGCUUUCAUUUCUACAGUCAUAUACUGUAAAAGGCUUCCAACUUACUGCCUAGUUAGUGGAAAAUUUAUCCUGGUUAGGGUUGGAACCAAAUCCCAGGGACAUUAAGCACAAGGCAGGAAUACAUCCUGGAUCUGAUUCCAGUUCACUACAUGGUAUAAUGCACAAACACAUCUGGCAAAUUCCUCUAUAAGCUCACCCUUUACCUAUUCUAAAUUAUUAGCAAUACAACAGUCACAGAUUUUCCAAAGCCCUUCUUCCCAUGUCUGUGGAUCCACCUGAACUAAAUGACAAUGACUAAAAUCUUAAUUUAUUUAUAUAUAUAUAUAUAUAUAUAUAUAUAUAUAUAUAUAUAUAUAUAUACACACACAAUUAUUCUAUUCACAUUCACUGGAUAUGAGCAGUCAUGCACUGUGAUUGGCUACUCUACUGCUAGGUUAUCAGCCCAUAUACCGUGAGUAGAGAAAAAACAAAAUGGCGGAGAGCAUCAAAUCAGAUAUAUCACUUUGUUAUCAAGUAUUUAAAAGAAACAGAAAUAGCUAAAAGAAUAUAAUUCCCCCUCCCAAUAGCGCCUGUUCCACACUCCAGCCCAGCCGGUGGCAGUAAUACACCUUUAAGUUGGUUUGCCAACUGCCAAAAAACCCUAAAGAAGAAGAAAAACAAAAUGGCGGAGCAUGUUACUGAACCAACUGAGGAUGAAAUAAAAACUCUACUCGAAAACAAAACUCCAAAAAUUGUCAUCAAGCAUUUAAAAGAAACAGAAAUAGCGAAAAUAAUAGUCCCCGCCCCCAUAUCUCUUGUUUCACACUCCAGCCCAGUCGGUGGCAGUAACGCACCUUUAAGUUGGUUUGCCAACCACCAAAAAAACCCUAAAGAAGAAGAAGAAGAAAACCCAAAAAAUAAAAAAAGCAACAAAAUAUGGAAUAAAAGUAUUUCAUGGUAAGAAUGUACCUUUUUAAUUUUUCAAGAAUUAUUAUUGUAGCAUUUUUUCACAAAUUGCUCCUGUCAUUUCGCUGGCCUGUUUACAUUCUAAGUGGAAAUGAUUUUGUUGGACGUUCUGUAUAAAGGUUUUAUUUAUCGAAUUUGCAAAAAAUAAAAAUGCUCCGUUUCUCAAAAUCCAGUGAAUGUGGAUAGAAUAAAACAGUUAUUCUACUCAAUCUCACCGUACACGGCUUAUAGACAACUCGGUGCUACGCGCCUCAUCGGCUAUCGCUCAUGUACGACUCGAUUUCAUGGAAUAAUUUAAAUAUUUUAACUCUUUUAAUUCAACCUAAUCCCCGACUUGAGAAUCAUCUCUGUAAUUGAAUUAUAAUAUUUUUUAUCAUUUUUAUUUCAUAUUCAUUGGAAUAAUAAACUUUUGACCCAAACGUAAAAUAAAUAAAGGUUAAAAAGCAACCUGCCUUUCCAACAUUAUCAUAUUGAACAUAAGUUCACAUGUACAGGAUCCUGAAGAGGUCAUUAAAGUUUGUAUUUUAUAUAUUUAGGUCACGAUUGUCACAUUUAAUGUGACUCUAUAGUAUAGGCUAAGUCAUCUCAACUGUCUUGAGAUGCUCUCUGUACAGUACGUCACACAAAGUGUAAAGUUCAAGUUUGUACGGCUCAUAUUUAUACUUUCUAUCUGCUUUCACGUGGAAUGUACGAUGCGACUGAUUGUUGCACUCGCCACAUCUGUUUGCCGCAUUUAAUGCAGUCGUGCUCAUAUACAGUGUGUAAGCUGUGAAAUUAAAAGUGACUGUUUAAAACCCUGAUUAUGGAAUGGUGUCUCAGGAGACAUCACUUCAGCAAUGUACAACUGCUUUGUCUGACCUUUGAAUGUUUUAUAGUUAAUUCAAAAGUCACUUAAGUGCACUUUGUACGUGAAGAGGUUGCGUGGUGAGAGUGUUUAUCCCACCUCAUUGUACAUCAGCUGAGAAGAUCUCCACCUCAUGAUGAAGUAACAAAAAGCAGCUGAAUUAAAAAAAAAAAAAAGCAGUGUUCCCAGACCAAAAGACGUGUGCGCGCGUAUGUAUACAGUUUGGAAAAAGAGGUUCAUGCGGGUUCUUUGGAGAUUUGAGGAUUCUUUGAUUCCUAAAAGGUUUAAAGCGAGACAGCCUUUCGAUUUCAAAAAAUUGAUGAAAUUUAGUUCCUUAACUUUAGUUUCCAUGCGCAUGAAAUUGCUCGCUUUGUGCAUUCAAGCAGACAGAGGAAGUCCGUGUGCGCAUGCGCAGGUUUACCUUCUUCUUCUUCUUUUGGGUUUUACGGCAGCUGGCAUCCACAGUGUUGCAUUACUGCCAUCUACAGGUUUACCUUUGAGCGUGCACUGACAGUUCCAUCAUUCUGUCGCUAAACGAACAGCUGAUCACACCGAGGUGCUCGCUGAGUGCCAAUAUUUAUUAGUUUGGUCCUGCGUUUCCUUUCCUUCGUAUAUAACAUAACGUCUUUUCUUCUCGCUUUCUUUCCGUUACUGUAGUCGGUCUUUCACGCUUCAUUCGCACGCUCACGUCCUCCAUUUUUCUCUCCUGUUUCAAAUUUGUAUCCCACAAUUGUUUGCCUUGCGUGAAUGGGGAAAGCCCACCACGUGAUGCAUGACGUAGUAUCUUGUAUUGGGUCAUGGUGAAGCAGGAAAAAAUAGCGGAGAAUUUAGGGCCACAUGGCCUUAAAUUCAUUAACUGUUCUAUUUAAAAAACCUAAUAAAAUUGGAAGUCUGUCGAAUUCAGUAGCUUUCGGUCCACUAAACAAAAAUAAUUGUGUGUCGGGGAAAAUUCUUUUUAUGACCUACACUUGAAAAAUCUGAAAAGCAGUCUAGCUUUAAACUGUUGUGGAAAUACUCUGUUAUAGAAACUUUAAGUGUUUCCUCAGUGGGAUGAGCUGAAAAUCUAUUUCGCAUGGGUGGACAAAUCAGUAACCUGGGACAAGCAGGGACAAACAGAUUUCAUGUCUGGUUGAUUCGGGUUUUUUAUUUAGUCACCUGGUGGACAAAUAGGUUAACUUACUCUUGAUUGACUUUCACUAAACCCAUCAUCAACAUACCGUAACUCUCCUGCCAACACAACAUGCAGUCAGCUUACAUUUUAGAUAUCUAGAAAAAUAGACACAAACCAGGCUCAAAUAGUAGAUUUUAUAUGUGAUGAAAGAAAAAAAAAACACACUACAUAUCGUAUACACUCACUGGCCACUUUAUUAAGAACACCCAUACAUCCACCUGCUGUUUGAUGCAGUUCUCUAAUCAGCUGAUCCCUUAACAGCAGCGCGAUGCAUCAAAUCAUGCAGAUACAAAUCAAGAGCUUCAGUUAACGUUCACAAUGUUCAAACAUCAGAAUGGGAAAAACUGUGAUCUCACAGUGAAGUGUGACUUUCUUUCACUGUGGCAUGGGUGUUGGUUUGAGCCAGAUGGACUCAAGUCCAGCCAGGAUCUGGUCUUCCCAGGCAGUCUCCCAUCCCAGUACUAACCAGGCCCUUAAAGCGUAUGGGUGCGGCGCCGAUCUCCACUUCUGUAACCCUUGGCCUCUCGUCUAUUAUACAGCUAGGAUUACAGUAGGGGGCUGGUUCUCUGAUAACCACAAGAGUCUGACUCCCCACUCGCAUCUGUAUUGCAGCGUGCUUUGCCAGACAGCAGUAGGUACCAUUUUUAUGAUGGUCUUUAGUAUGACCUGACAACGAGGCGGGCACGCUAACCAUUAGUCCAGCUCAUGGUUGCCAAAUGGACUGGUUUGAGUAUUUCAGAAACGGCUGAUCUCCUGGAGUUUUCACACACAACAGUCUCUAGAGUUUACACAGAAUGGUGCCAAAAAUAAAAUAAAAAAAACAUUGAGUGAGUGAGUGAGUGAGUGAGUGACAAUUCUGUGGGUGGAAACAAACAUCUUGUUGAUAAGAGAGGUCAGAGGAAAAUGGACAAAUUGGUUUGAGCUUUUUUGCCAGGAAGGAUAUAGCAACUCGUAUAAUCACUCUUUACAACCGUGGUGAGCAGAAAAGCAUCUCAGCAUGCAACAGAAGACAGAAGAACACAUUGGGUUCCACUCCUGCAGCCAGGAACAGGGAUCUUAGAAUAAAGAACAAGUUCCUAUUAAAGUGUCCGGCGAGUGUGUGAAACAUUGGCCAAUGACUUGCUGACUUUUGUUGUGACUUGAUGCCACAUACUUGACAAUCUACAUGAUCAUCUACUUUAUUCAUUUCACUUAGUCAUUGUACCAGGGAGUGACGUAGUGGUUAGCGUGUCCGCCUCUCGAUCAGGAAAUCACAAGUUCUACUCACACUUGGGUCAUACCAAAGACCAUUAUAAAAAUAGUGCCUUCUGGCAAGGCACGCUGCAAUACAGAUGCGAGUGGGGAGUCAAACUCUUGCAGUUACCAGAGGACACCCCCCCACCCCCCCUUAACUCUAGGUGAGAGGCCGAGGGGUACGAAACGGAGAUUGGUGCCGCCAAAUGCGCCAUAAAAUGGUGCGGGAAGGACUUUGACUUAGUCAUUACUAAUAAACUUAAUGCUAACUACUACUUUUUAACCUCAUCAAAAGACCAAAACAUGGUCCAGGAUGAGCACAUUCCUUCCCUGUUGGGCUGGGUAAUGAAUUCAUGAUUUGUCCACCCCUGUUUUUGGAUUCGAGAUAGAACCUUUUCUCAAAGAGUGAAGUAAAACAAACAAGAAAAACAAAAUCUUUGGAUCAAGUAAGGUCCAAAAGUCUGAGUUCACCACCAAAAAUUAGCCUUAUUAACCCCUCCAGAACACUGAUCAUCAGCUUAUUAUGUGGUGUUUCUUUUCAGGUCAUGAAAAUUGAACAAAAGUUUCAGUCCAUUUGAAAACACUGAAGCUACAGACACUCACUGACUUAUUUGUAUUAUUAUCCAGUAAGGCACACAUGGUAAAUAUUUGAAUAGUUUGAAUGAACAAUGGUACUUAAUUUUAUGACCUCAAAUGGAAAACUACCCAGUAGCUAUUCUGUUUGGAAGCCAAAUAGCACUGUCUGUGUGAAAUUUGCGUCUGGCUAAGGAGUGGCAAGAGUAAAAGGCAAAACCAGGUGAUAUAUACAGUCCUGUGCAAAAGUCUUAGGCACAUGUAAAGAAAUGCUGUCGACCAAAAAUGGCUUAAAACAUAAUGAAAUGAAAUGAAAUGUUUCAACAUUAAAAAAAUACUAUAAACAGUAAUCAGUAAGCUGUAAUGAAACAAAGUCAAUAUUUGGUGUGAGACGACUCUUUGCUUUAAAAUAAAAACAGUAGUCUGAGGUCCAGUGAGGUCAGUUUUAUGUGGAAAUGAUCUGUAGGUUUUCCUGAGCAUCUUACAGAACCAGCCCCAGUUCUUCUGGACACUUUGACUGUCACACUCACUUCUUCAUUUUACACCAAAACCCAGCAGCCUUCAUUAUGUUUUCUUUUUUCAUCUGAAAAGUGUCUCUUAUGCUGCUCAGAUACAAACAUUUUUUUUCCUGUAACCUUUAAUUUUGUGCUGGAAAAAAAAUGAACGUUUUGAACUCUAAAAUGUUCUUGUACUGUUUUGACUCGAUAAUGUAGAAGUCAUAAAAUAGAAAUCUAUAACAAAGUUUGUACGAAAAAAAGGGAUGCCUAAAAUUUUUUGCACAGUACUGUAUGUCAUGACAGUAGAGUAAUUCGUUGAAUUGACUUCAACCAGGAAAUUUACUUCCUCAAACAAAGCAGUAAUUAUAUAUAUAUUAGUGCUGUCAAGUGAUUAAAAUAUUUAAUCGUGAUUAAUGUCGCGACUGUCGUAGUUAACUCGCGAUUAAUCGCAAUUUAAUCGCACAUUUUUGUCACAUGAAAAACCAUUGUAAUUCUCUUAUCAGCAUAAAAAAGUGAAUGGGCUUGCUCACCGUUCGAACUACGGGGUACACGGGGGAUCCGAGAUCCCCUGAAACAGACAUGAGAUCCCUUGAAAACAUGAUUUGGGAAAUGUUGGGGGGUCUCUAAAAUAUUGGCAAAAUGAUGUUUAUUGACAUAGCAAUCGUGUGUAACGGGAAGCAUUUGCAUAUCCGAAGUGAGCGUGCGAUGGAGAUCUGCGCUCUGAGACAAGCACAAGCACCCCCCCCCAUAAGGGACCCCCCUGAAAAUAUCGGCAUAGUUCGAACACUGGUUGUACCAAUGUUUUUUUUUUUUUAUUGCAGAGCAUAACACGUCUCGUCACAGCCACUGCAAAGUGGGGCUGGAGCCGCCGAUGGGAAAACGAAACCUAAGCCGAGCACCGUGGCUCUUCGGGGGAGGGCAGAGGACUCUGGCUGUGCGGGGCGUGGCAUCAUGUCACAGAGCGUUAAUCUCGCAAUAAAAAAAUUAUUGCCGUUAAAAUUGAGUCAAGUUAACGCGUUAAUAACGCGACAUUUUUGACAGCACUAAUAUAUAUAUACACACACACACAUGGAAGACUGUUUUAAUUGUAUUACUAGAAGAUGUUAUCUGUUAAAGCGAAACAGCCUUUCGAUUUCCUAAAAUCGGUGAAAUUUAGUUCCGUCUGAAAUGUGGUGAUUGUGAUAUCUGUUUAUUUCUGUAAUAUCUCACACAAUAUCAGGCCAUUCUGUGGCUGGAAAGUUAUUUAAUUUGAGGGGAUUAAAGCAAAUAAUGUGCAUGAAAUCGCUCGCUUCACGCAGUCAAGCAGACAGAGGAAGUCCGUGUGUGUGCGCAUGCGCAGGUUUCCCUUUGAGCGUGCACUGACAGUUCCAUCAUUCUGUCGCUAAACGAACAGCUGAUCACACCGAGGUGCUCGCUGAGCGCCCAUAUUUAUUAGUUUGGUCCUGCGUUUCCUUUCCUUCGUAUAUAACAUAACGUCUUUUCUUCUCACUUUCUUUCCGUUACUGUAGUCGCUCUUUCACGUUUCAUUCGCACACUCACGUCCUCCAUUUUUCUCUCCUGUUUCAAAUUUGUAUCCCACAAUGCCUUGCGUGAACGGAGAAAGCCCACCACGUCAUGCAUGACAUAGUAUCUUGUAUUGGGUCAUAGUGAAGCAGGAAAAAAUAGCAGGAAUUUAGGAACACAUGGAGAUAAAUUCAUUAAUUGUUCUAUUUAAAAAAAAUAAUGAUAAUAAAAUUGGAAGUCUGUGAUUCGAAUUCAGUAGCUUUCAGUCACUAAACAAAAAUAAUUGGGUGUCGGGGAAAAUUCUUUUUAUGACCUACACUUGAAAAAUCUGAAAGGCCUUUAAGUUUGGUGAGAUAUAUUUAUGAUAUCAUAACAUUAAGGUGUCAAAGGAUAUAAUAAUAAUAAUAAUAAUAAUAAUAAUAAAACUUAUUUUUUCAGCUUUUUGACUGUUCAGCCAUAGUUACAAGACAGUGAGUGUAGAGUUUGGUAAUGAUGAAGGAAGAGCAAACCUUACGUUAACUAAAGUUAUCAUGACAUGAGUUUGAACACUGGGUGACACUCAUUAAUUGCCAGCAAUUUACAUGGAUUUAUUUUAAUCAUAGAUGGAAUUGAAAUGAUGAAUUCAAAUAAAUAUGAAUUAACACUUGUGUAUUUACUAAUUCUGACAUUCAUAGUUUGUUUGUGGUAACUAAUGCCAUAAAUAAAUGUUAGUUAUGGAAAUUUUAAUGUUAAUAAAAAAAAAACACUUGCUAGUGGUUGUAGACUUUUCAACUCUAUCUUACAUCUAAUAUUUGGCAUGUAAACAAAAUGAAAUGUAUAAAGUGAAAAUAAAUGUGUAUUUUAUCACAAAUUCCCUCAGAGAGGCCACUUUAUAUACUGUGAAGCACAAGUGUGUUCUGCCAAAUCUCAGUUUCCUUGCCAUGGGAAACUCUUUUCACCACCAUAAAUAUCUACUAAGGUAUAUAAUGUUAAGGUAUAAAAGGAAAAACAAACAUCCUAAUCUCGAUACUUGUAAUAUACCUGUAUAUGGACACACGUUAGAUAUUUGGUAAUAUAUUGUUGUAUAAAAUAGAGUAGGUCACUGUGAGUAGACCAAAGCAUUGUCACGUAUUUGGUGUGGUGUUUUGACGUUAAUGUGGUGAAAGUGUCAGAGUGCGAUUCCUAUAUACAUUUUUAAAAAAAUAUUACAGUAUUUGUAUGAAGCCAUGAUAUUGUAUUUUUUCAUGCUGUAUAUUUCUGACUGUUUCUAAUAAAAAUAAAACAUCUGGUCAAUAAA